Molecule: messenger RNA, 1349 nt
Organism: Chlamydomonas reinhardtii
Lineage: Eukaryota; Viridiplantae; Chlorophyta; Chlorophyceae; Chlamydomonadales; Chlamydomonadaceae
Exons: 4
Coding region: 133-420 (95 amino acids)
Source: RefSeq, a predicted model, not a curated record
AUGGAGCUGGGGCCGCGGGGCAAGGCGACUAAGCAGCAGUUCGAUCGCCACGGUGUGGUCUUGCUUCGGCCUGGCGCUGACGCUGGCGCUGAUGGCGCCGCCCGUUGGUACGUUCAUACGGGCGCAACACUGAUGCCGGUACGAGAUCUCCUCACAGCCGGACUGGGAGGAGCAGCACUGGGCCGCGCUCAAGUCCAUGGCCGCGGGCCAGCCCAUGCCGCUGCCCACACCGCACGCCACCUCGGGCCCGAGGACCUCCAGCGCAUCGCCGCCUCGGGGCCACGGCUGGAGGACCUGACACUAGAGCACGCGGAGCGGCUGGCGGGGCCGGGGCAGGUGGCGGGCGCGCCGGACGGCGGGGCGCUGGCGUUCCGCGCUCCGUGCUGGGCGACUUAUGGGCCGAAACAAAUAAAUCAAUGAUUACGCCCUGCUGUGUGUGCGUGUGUUUGCCUCACAUGGCUGCCCGAUACGGCUCAGUCGUACUUGGUGCACACGGGCACCACCACGGGCAGAUGAUGACAUGCGAAUGUGGACAUCGCACGGCACCAGUUGUGGUUUGUACAGGCGCCACCAGGGCUAUCGCAGGCCGUGUGGGACAUCGUGUGCUUGGCUGCUGUGGCGGCCCUAGGAUACGGCCGACAGCGCCUAGUGAUGCUGCGGACCGGACUGCGGACGUUGCUGUUUUGCAAUGGAUCGGCGUGGAGGUGAUUGCGGACUUCUGGUCGCGGCUAGCUGCGUGUGUGAGUCUGUCUCCGCGCCGCUGGGGCCUUGUCCCGAACCAGCACCCAUUCCUAGCGUCGGAUGAUGUUGGAGGGGUUAUCUUGGUGGGGCCAGCAGCAGACUCGGUAUGGUUUCACCCUAGCUUGUCAAGGCCCUGGCUUUGUCCAUGGCUGUCGUCCCACAUGUAACCGCUAUGGCGCUAUCAGCUAACAACACUACCUGCAUGUGCAUGCUCGCUCAGCCGGUCAACACCGUACGUUGCUUCCCUGUGACUUGAUUCCCUUAGGGGCACGCUUCAUGGAUCGCUUGGCGGUCCGCUAGUGUUUGUUUGUGAGUGAGCGUGGCAACCUCCGCCUUGUCGACGUGGACCCGGAGGAAGCUCUGCGCACAUGGAACCCGCAUGGGUGCUGCACGCAAAUUCGGCUGCAGCUUCAUACAUUGCAAUUUCGAUUGAAGGUAUGGACUUUGUUGGGCAGUCUGAAGCUGUCGGGGCGCCGGCGCCAACACGGCAGGGCACGGCCAUCUUCCUGCCCUACCAUUUCCCCGUGCCUGUUUACCCACGCCACUGAAGUGGAACAAUCAGAAAACAGGAUACAGCACGACCCGUCAACUUGUAAGAGUGUCAGUGC